UAAACAUCCUGUUUUACAUUUAGGAAGACGUCGUCACCCUUGCAGAAUCAAAUGUUACCACAGUGUACAUGUCUAUGUGAGCAUUUUAAAUGGGAACCAAAGAUGUAGAGUCGGAAAACACCCUCAAUCAAGUUUUACUUAAACUUCAAGAACUCCAAGUCCAAGUAAGCGAUCUCCAAAGUGAAAUUCGGCUUCAUACAAUAUCUACAAACAAGUUCUCGCGACAUCCUGAUCUUUCGAACACGGUGUCCUCCUGUAGCAGUGGAGGAUCGUGGACGUCUAUUCUAUCAGAUCUUCUACCAUCACUUGACAUUGAUGUUCAUAAAGACGUAUUAAAAGAGGAACAUAAAGCUCUAAUGGACAUUGAUUUACGCACUACGAAUGUCUUGGACUAUUUAGUUGAAACUAAAGUUUUUCUGUCCAGCGAAGCUGAGGCAAUACGCGACACGAGCUCCAGCGCGGGGGAGGAUAAUCGAAGUAGCCAAUCGCGUGCUCUCUUGUUUAGGUUACAAAAUCGCGAUGUACAAAGUUUCAGGCAUUUUAUCAAUUCUCUUGAAGAAGCAUAUCCACUUCUUGCAAAACGUUUACGUGAUGCUUACAGUGUUAAAGUACAGGAAGGUUAUAUCGACGAUGUCAAAUUGAAAUGUGUUGUGUGCAGAAUAAAAAUUAAUGUGAAAGUGUAUGAAAUCAUAGACACUUUCUACCAGAAAAAGCUAAUAGAAGCAACAAUUGCUGAAAGUAUUCUGAGCUGUGAAGAUUGUACGAAACAAUGGGUGAAAUUUUGUGAUGCUUUGAGGACCAACCCUUCAUUAUAUGAAUGUAUGGUGGAAUCACUCAAACAAGGCCACCUUAGCCUUUCAGAAGAAUUAGAGAAGGUUUACUGGAGGUCGUUUACAUGUUACUGUAGACAUUUGAAAGCUAAAUUUAGACAAAAACAUACAAAUUACAACCAGUGCGAUGGGGAGCAAAACAAUGGUUCGUCACAAGAAUCAACUUCUUCAGAAGAACUAGGGACGUGUUGUGGGACAUUAAAGCAGGGUCAACGUUCAGAUUAUGUUAAAGUAGUUGAGGUAAACAGGAACAGUGACGUAAAAGAUAAGCGUGGGGCAAAGCCGGGGAAACCCCUGAAAGACACCAGUAGACAGGACAACCGAAGAAAAGCCUUCAGACAAAUCUCCAAAGAAGAAUAUGACAAUGUAACACUGAAUAAAUAGUGCGUUAUUCUCAUGGUGAUAUUUGAGUGCAUUUUCUAUGCUUUAAUAAAGCGGUACUCUUUAUCCAAUCAUUUUAAUUCCCUUUCAAUAGGAAGAAUGCAGGUUUUCCCUCCCUCUUUUAUUUAUGUACCAAAUUCAAUAAAAUAAUGAUUAUAAUGGGAGAACAUUUUCUUUGGUUAUCUAAUUCACAGGUAUUUUGAAAUCAUGCAAUUGAUAAAUAUUUAUGAAGUUUUGAAAAUCCCUCUUUUAAAAUGAGUCAAGCGUUUCUCUUUUAUUAAUCAGAUAUGCU
This is a messenger RNA of Saccostrea cuccullata (small rock oyster), 1503 nucleotides long. RefSeq lists its product as uncharacterized. The record is from RefSeq and is a predicted model, not a curated record. Gene Ontology annotation, biological process: regulation of apoptotic process. The transcript is spliced from 3 exons. NCBI's taxonomy places the organism in Eukaryota, Metazoa, Mollusca, Bivalvia, Ostreida, Ostreidae. The coding region runs from base 90 to 1214 and encodes 374 amino acids.